This is a messenger RNA of Vicia faba (fava bean), 432 nucleotides long. The record is from the annotation of a GenBank genome assembly. NCBI's taxonomy places the organism in Eukaryota, Viridiplantae, Streptophyta, Magnoliopsida, Fabales, Fabaceae.
AUGGCUACCGCAAGGACUGUGAAAGACGUUUCUCCUCACGAGUUCGUCAAAGCUUAUUCUUCCCAUCUCAAAAGAUCCGGAAAGAUGGAGCUUCCGGAGUGGACAGAUAUUGUGAAGACAGCCAAGUUUAAGGAAUUGGCUCCUUAUGAUCCUGACUGGUACUAUAUCAGAGCUGCUUCCAUGGCAAGGAAGAUCUACUUGAGGGGUGGACUAGGUGUUGGUGCUUUCCAGAGGAUUUACGGAGGGAGCCAAAGGAAUGGCAGUCGCCCACCUCAUUUCUGCAAGAGCAGUGGUUCCAUUGCCCGUAACAUCCUUCAACAGUUGCAGAACAUGAACAUCAUUGAAAUGGACACCAAGGGUGGCAGGAAGAUCACUUCCAAUGGAAGGAGGGAUUUGGACCAAGUUGCCGGACGCAUUGUUAUUGCACCUUGA